This is a messenger RNA of Amphibalanus amphitrite, 2694 nucleotides long. Its product is annotated as E3 ubiquitin-protein ligase RNF170-like. The record is from RefSeq and is a predicted model, not a curated record. Gene Ontology annotation, molecular function: ubiquitin protein ligase activity. The transcript is spliced from 3 exons. The coding region runs from base 1132 to 1734 and encodes 200 amino acids. Lineage: Eukaryota; Metazoa; Arthropoda; Thecostraca; Balanomorpha; Balanidae.
GGAGGGAGGAAGAUGGGUGGGUGGGUGAUAUAGGGGGAAGUGUCCGUUUUUUAUGCUGUGUUGUAUGGAGAAAUGGAGGAUCGGCAAGCUGAAGCACGAGGAAGUGCAGCUUGCAGUCCGUUGAACUGCUCAUUGUUUCCAUGAUCACUGAACGCAUUGUUGUCGGUGGUGAAAGACUCCGAUGGGCGAACCUGGCGGAUAUGGGGGAAGUGUCCGUUUUCAUCAUCGUGUCAUGACUUGUAUGAAUUUUGCAUCUAGUUGUUAAUAGACGCUCAUCUUCAGAAAUGUCUGUGAAACGUAUACCUCUGGUAAAAAUUUUUAUCCGAUACAGUCUGCCGUGAAAAGGUUUUCACACCAUUCUCAAUAAAUAGGUAUUUCGGCACGCGGACGUAUGUGUUUCACGUGCAUAUAUUUCCUACGAUUCCGUUAGCAACGGGGUCGCAACUUAUUAGGAUGGAAACACGAAAGAAUGAGAUAUUGCUCAGGAAGAAUGUUUGAUGUUUGGUAUGUUCCAACAAUUAGUGUGGCCUCACGCUGAUACGUUGCUCUCGAUCGCUUUUCUUGCGGAUACUUCCUUGGCUAAGUGUCAUCACUCCUCUAUCGGUAAACUGACUCAGUUGCUGUCUGACGGAAUUUGUUUCUUUAUCUGCUGGAUAAUGGAUUUUAUACAACAGUGGACACAAUAUCAGGCACGUUGAGCCGCAUUUUUCAUUGAAUUUGACGCCGGACGACUCACAAAUAAGAGCAAGUCGCUCACUGUGACGCCAUCCGAUCCAACUCUUGUGUGUGUCUCAGAAGUGUGUGGUGAGAUAAAGACCGUGCAGUUGAGCGGAACUAUGACAGUAUUCAAGACGAACGCAAACCACAAUCAAAACAUUUUCACCAACCAUUUCCGGCUGCUAGACCUAUUCGAUAUAGUGUGCUCUAGGUCCGUUUUCAUCACUAAACUAGUAGACCAUGCCUUUAUGGCGCUUGAAUGCUCUUAAACACUGCAUUGUGUUAUUGUAAGCAUUUAAGAUGCACCGAGGGAUGGAGCUGGUCUACGCCCUAGUCUGGAUGUCGAAGAAGGUCAAUGUACUCUAUCGGCAUGGCCCCACGCUGUGUCCCUGAAGCUCGCUGGGCGCUGCUCUGAUGCCGGAGCGGGCGGCCUCGUCCGGCGGGAGGCGGCGCCGCUCCAGUGUGACCGGCAGCGACCCGCUCUGUCCCAUCUGUCUGGAGGGCCGCCACCACGCCGUGGAGACCAGCUGCGGCCACCUGUUCUGCGCCAAGUGUCUCCUCGUGCACCGCGAGCAGAGCGAGCCGCUGAGACCCAUGCUCUGCCCCCUCUGUCGGCAACAGGUGACCCUGCUGUUCCUCUGCUACACUGGUACAGAACUGGCCUGCACAGAACCGGAGGCGGUCUCGGUGCGGUCGGCGACCCGGCGCGCCGUGACAGAGUAUAACCGGCGCUUCUCCGGCCUGCCGCGACCGUGGCUGGAGCACAUCCGUGACGUGCCGUGCCUGCUGCGCCACCUCUGGCGGGAGGCGGUCAGUCCCGGAGGCGUGCUCCUCCUGCUACGUGUUCGGGUCGUCAUGUGCUUCCUCAUGGCGCUGGUGUACCUGGUGCUGCCGUUUGACCUGCUGCCGGAGGCCGUCUACGGCGCCAUCGGCCUGCUGGACGACCUCUUCAUAGUGGUGGCGAUGCUCAUGUAUGUGGCGGUGCUGUACCGCUGGUAUCUGGCCGCACCGGACUGACCAGUAAGACUGACCGUACUAGACUAACUGUACUGGGCUGAUUGUACCGCGGUGCCGGACUGGCAGCACCGGACCGACCGUAUCGGACUGGCCGUACCGAACUGACCGUACUAGACUGACUGACAUACUGACGGUACCGGAUCAGCUGUACUGUACUAGACUGGCGGCCUGCUAAACUGACCGUACUAGCCUGUCCGUACCGGACUGACCGUAUGAGACUGACUAUUAUAAUAAAGACUGAGCGUACCGUACUGACCGUACUAGACUGAUCGUAAUGCCUGUAUCGGACUGACCGCACCGUAUAACUGAUUGUACCGUAUAACUGAUUGCACCGUAUAACUGACUGCACCGUAUAACUGAUUGCACCGUAUAACUGAUUGCACCGUAUAACUGAUUGCACCGUAUAACUGCUUGUAUGUACCGUAUAACUGAUUGCACCGUAUAACUGAUUGUACCGUAUAACUGACUGCACCGUAUAACUGACUGUACCGUAUAACUGACUGUACCGUAUAACUGACUGCACCUGACUGACUGUACCGGAAAGAUAGUAUCGGAUGCCGGAUGGUCCGUUCCGUUCUAACCAAUGACAAAGACCACAUCCACUGAAACGUCUGGCUCCCUGGCCGUCAGUCUCUAUACGAACGGCGGUGAAAGGCGAUCCCUCAUCCCAAAGUGUCAACGUCGGAGCUGGUAAAAACCGAGGGUUUCAGGGUGUGACUGUGCAGUGUCCGGCGAGUGGCGUGUUUUAUCUACCGCUGGAUAUUGUUUUAUUGAGCAGCACUUGCGAAUAUGUGACAGUUCCAUUCUUGGCGUGUGGCAGCUGUGCUUUUUGUUGCACCAUGUGUCAAUAUUGUACGUGCAAUUGACUAAAGGGAUGUCUCGGAUCAAUGGGAGGCAAACACAAGUGCCUGCUUGCCUCACAGCGAAGGCGGCUAGGCACAAAUAAAGCCACGGAAAAGA